Molecule: messenger RNA, 1203 nt
Organism: Magnusiomyces paraingens
Lineage: Eukaryota; Fungi; Ascomycota; Dipodascomycetes; Dipodascales; Dipodascaceae
Exons: 2
Coding region: 1-1203 (400 amino acids)
Source: RefSeq, a predicted model, not a curated record
AUGUCAUUCGCUCGACUUCAAAACAAGUGGUUACUUGUUAUUGCAGCAAAUGCUAUUGUAUUUGGUGGCAUAGCUUGUUAUUGGCUUGGUACUUCAGCUCCAUUUGGUACUCCAAGAGUUCCAUCUUCCUUCAUUCCCAAGUUUGAUACUUCAAAAAACUGUCCAACAUUAGAAUCAACUUCAUCAGUUAGUAGUAGUACUACUACACAUCCGUUGGGAGGCCCCGAAGUUCCUGACCAUUAUUGUGACCCAUAUAAUGAGGCCGGAUACUUCAAUGCUACAGAUAUGGUCUAUCCUGACAUCACAUACAUUUCAUUAAAUCCAUCAUGCCAGCCUCUUGCCCGCAAUAUUUCAGCAAGAAUCACUGCCAGAGAAUACAUCCCAGACCUUGUCAACAAGACUAUGGUCUUUUUUGGAGACUCUGUGGAUCGCUAUAGUGUUAACCAUAUUUGCUCUUCUACUAACUCCUUUCAAAAGGAAACAUACCAAGAAGAUCACAACCACUUGUGGACCAACAAAAGCAGACCUGCCCCCAACUGUUUCCCAAGAGUUUGCCAAAUGGAAUACCUUAAUACAACUAUUGUCAACUACUUUAUGUAUGGCUUUGAUGCGUCAAAUGUUUGGGAAAGACAAAACGACAAGUUUUGGGAGCCGGUCAACUGGCGUGACCGUGUGAAUUUGGCGUUUGAAGGUUUGAAAACUUUGGAGCGUGAUGAGCCUCAAGUUACUUUUAUUAAUGCUGCAUUGUGGGAACUGGCCCGCUUUGACAGAGUUGCUAAACUUGCAGGUGUUCCUGAUUCCUUGAGUUUCAGCGAGGCAGAGUUGAUUGAAUAUAGGGAUUCAUUGACAGAGAUGGUUGGUAUGAUUAGAAAAAGACUACCUAGAACUCGUCUGGUUUAUCGUGAGUCACAUUUCCCCAAAAAACCAUCUGCUGGAUAUAACUUGAUUGAUGUUCCACGACCUCUUCGGUACUCUGGCCAAAAAGUAAGACAACUCAAUCAAGUUGCCUACCAUGUAAUUAAAGAUGCUGGUGGAGAUUACUGGCCUAUUGGUGAACUGACCCACAGUUUUGUACCAAAACAAGUUUUAUUAGAUGAUGUCCACCCAAAUAGAGAAGCAUUACGUGCUAUGUGGGUUCCUGGGUUUUUGGAAUAUUUGAUGCGCACAUCACUUGAUUAUAAAAUUGUUCCUGGAUUUAACUAA